Messenger RNA from Lemur catta (Ring-tailed lemur), 6172 nucleotides. It is a transcript of the gene ITGA8, whose product is annotated as integrin subunit alpha 8. The transcript has 30 exons. Gene Ontology annotation, biological process: integrin-mediated signaling pathway; cell adhesion mediated by integrin; cell-matrix adhesion. Gene Ontology annotation, molecular function: integrin binding. The record is from RefSeq and is a predicted model, not a curated record. NCBI's taxonomy places the organism in Eukaryota, Metazoa, Chordata, Mammalia, Primates, Lemuridae. Gene Ontology annotation, cellular component: external side of plasma membrane; integrin complex. Bases 152 to 3343 code for a protein of 1063 amino acids.
GAGCAGGCGUGGGGACUGUCACCUCGGGCGCGCCGCGCGCACCGACCCGGGACACGGGCAUCUGGGGACCGCCGGGCGCCACCCCCGCCAUUUGCCCCGCCGGGGUCCUCGGCUCCCGCUCCCCGGGGAGCAGCCGCCCGGGCGCAGGGCGAUGUCUGCCGGGGCCCGCCGCGGUCCCCGGGGCAGCCGGGCACAGCCGCUCGCGCCCCUCUGGUGCGUCUCGGCAGCGCUGGGAAUGAUGCUGUGGUCCUCCGCCUCGCAGGCGUUCAACUUGGACGUGGACAAGCUCACGGUGUACAGCGGCCCCGAGGGCAGCUACUUCGGCUACGCUGUGGACUUCCACAUUCCCGACGCCCGCACAGCGAGUGUCUUGGUGGGGGCGCCCAAAGCCAACACCAGCCAGCCCGAUAUCGUGGAAGGGGGAGCCGUCUAUUACUGUCCUUGGCCCGCGGAGGGGUCUGCGCAGUGCAAGCAGAUACCAUUUGACACCACCAACAACAGAAAGAUCAGAGUUAAUGGAACCAAAGAACCUAUAGAGUUUAAAUCAAACCAAUGGUUUGGAGCAACAGUGAAAGCUCACAAAGGGAAAGUUGUGGCCUGUGCUCCUUUAUAUCACUGGAGAACUCUUAGACCGACACCAGCAAAGGAUCCAGUUGGCACUUGCUAUGUAGCAAUUCAGAAUUUCAGUGCCUAUGCUGAGUACUCUCCUUGUCGGAACAGCAAUGCUGAUCCAGAAGGCCAGGGUUACUGCCAAGCAGGAUUUAGUCUGGAGUUUUAUAAGAAUGGAGACCUUAUUGUAGGAGGACCUGGGAGUUUUUACUGGCAAGGUCAGGUGAUCACUGCCAGUAUUGCAGAUAUCAUUGCAAAUUACUCAUUCAAGGAUAUUCUAAGGAAACUGGCUGGUGAAAAGCAGACGGAAGUGGCGCCAGCUUCCUAUGACGAUACUUACCUUGGAUACUCAGUUGCUGCUGGGGAAUUUACUGGAGAUUCUCAGCAAGAAUUGGUUGCCGGGGUUCCAAGAGGAGCACAGAAUUUUGGAUAUGUCUCAAUAAUUAACUCUACAGAUAUGACCUUUAUUCAGAAUUUCACUGGUGAACAGAUGGCAUCUUAUUUUGGAUAUACUGUUGUUGUAUCAGAUGUUAACAAUGAUGGAAUGGAUGACAUACUGGUUGGAGCACCUCUCUUUAUGGAACGCGAAUUCGAGAGCAACCCUCGGGAAGUAGGGCAAGUCUACCUGUAUUUGCAAGUGAGCUCUCUCUUCUUCAGAGACCCACAGGUACUCACGGGCACCGAGACUUUCGGGAGAUUCGGUAGUGCUGUGGUGCACUUAGGGGACCUGAACCAAGAUGGAUACAAUGACAUUGCCAUCGGUGUGCCCUUUGCAGGCAAGGAUCAAAGAGGCAAAGUGUUCAUUUACAAUGGGAACAAAGAUGGCCUAAACACCCAGCCUUCCCAAAUUCUGCAAGGAGUGUGGGCCUCCCAGGCUCUCCCUUCUGGAUUUGGCUUUACUUUAAGAGGAGAUUCAGACAUAGACAAGAAUGAUUACCCAGAUUUGAUUGUGGGUGCAUUUGGAACAGGAAAAGUAGCUGUUUACAGAGCGAGGCCGGUUGUGACUGUGGAUGCAAAGCUUCUGCUGCACCCCAUGAUUAUCAAUCUUGAAAAUAAAACUUGCCAGAUUCCAGACUCUAUGACACCUGCAGCCUGCUUUUCUUUAAGAGUAUGUGCAUCUGUAGCAGGCCAGAGCAUUCCAAACACAAUAGCUAUGGUGGCUGAGGUGCAAUUAGAUUCCCUGAAACAAAAAGGGGCCAUUAAACGAACGCUCUUCCUUGGCAACCAUCAGUCCCAUCGUGUCUUCCCUCUUGUGAUAAAGAGGCAGAAACCCCUCCAGUGCCAGGAUUUUAUUGUUUACCUUCGAGAUGAAACUGAAUUCCGAGAUAAAUUAUCUCCAAUCAACAUUAGUUUGAAUUACAGUUUGAAUGAAUCCACCUUUAAAGAAGGCCUGGAAGUGAAACCAAUACUGAACCACUACAGGGAAAAUGUUGUUAGUGAACAGGCUCACAUCCUGGUGGAUUGUGGGGAAGACAACCUCUGUGUUCCUGACUUGAAGCUGUCGGCUAGACCAGAUAAGCAUCAGGUCAUCAUCGGAGAUGAAAAUCACCUUAUGCUCAUAAUAAACGCAAGAAAUGAAGGGGAAGGAGCCUACGAAGCAGAACUUCUUGUGAUGAUACCAGAAGAGGCAGAUUACGUUGGGAUCGAACGCAACAACAAGGAAUUGCGACCACUGAGCUGUGAGUACAAGGCGGAAAAUGUAACCAGGAUGGUGGUGUGUGACCUCGGGAACCCUAUGGUGGCUGGAACAAAUUAUUCUCUGGGCCUCCGCUUUGCAGUUCCACGUCUUGAGAAAACAAAUAUGAGCAUUAACUUCAAUCUCCAAAUCAGAAGUUCCAACAAGGACAAUCCAGACAGCAAUUUUGUGAGUUUGCAAAUCAACAUCACUGCUAUAGCACAAGUGGAAAUAAGAGGAGUGUCGCACCCGCCUCAGGUCGUUCUGCCCAUUCAUAAUUGGGAGCUGGAAGUGGAGCCCCGCAGGGAGGAGGAAGUCGGACCAUUGGUGGAACAUAUCUAUGAGCUACACAAUAUUGGACCCAGUGCCAUCAGCGACACCAUUCUGGAGGUGGGCUGGCCAUUCGCUGCCCGGGAUGAAUUUCUUCUCUAUAUUUUUCAUAUUCAAACUCUGGGACCUCUGCUUUGUCAAACAAAUCCUGAUAUCAACCCACAGGAUAUAAAGCCCGCCGCGUCCCCGGAGGACACCCCCGAGCUUAGCGCCUUUCUGCGAAAUGCCACCAUCCCUCACCUUGUCAGGAAGCGGGACGCGCCCGGAUUCGAGUUCCACAGACAGAGCCCUGCAAAAGUCCUGAAUUGUACAAAUAUCGAGUGUUUGCAAAUCUCCUGUGCGGUGGGACGAUUAGAAGGAGGAGAAAGUGCAGUCCUGAAAGUCAGAUCACGGUUAUGGGCCCACACGUUCCUCCAGAGAAAAAAUGAUCCCUAUGCUCUUGUGUCACUGGUGUCCUUUGAGGUUAAGAAGAUGCCUUAUAAAGACCAGCCAGCAAAGCUCCCCGGAGGAAGCAUAGCAAUAAAGACAUCUGUUAUUUGGGCAACCCCAAAUGUUUCCUUCUCAAUCCCAUUAUGGGUAAUAAUACUAGCAAUACUUCUUGGAUUGUUGGUUCUGGCCCUUUUAACCUUAGCUCUAUGGAAGUGCGGAUUCUUUGACAGAGCAAGACCACCCCAGGAUGAGAUGACUGACAGGGAACAGCUGACAAGUGCCAAGACCACUGACGCGUGACAAGGAAAUGCAAAAGACCAAAAAACUCAAACACUGGUCCUGUUCAAAGAAAAGAGAGAACGGAAGGGUUAAAUGAAGGCUUUGCUGUACCUGCCCAUGACCUGGGAAAGAGAGGGGCCCGGGAGACAUCACUUCAUCUGCACUGCGCUUUGGAGAAGUUGUGAUGGGAGCUCACUGAACACUUUUGGAAAGGCAAAUGCAAACACUGCAGAAAUGAUCAGAAAUGGUGCAAGAUUUUCUUUUGCUUUAGUCAUUCUGUUUCUGGCAGACACUUUGAAAUGGGUAUGGGAACUCAGCUUGUUGUCCAGGCAAAUCCAGCUGAGAUGAAAUGUCUGAAUCACUAUAGAAUUUAGAAGGUGAACUGAGACCGAACCGUCCAACACUACUGUAUCCCAUGGAAUAUUUGACACCUCCCUAUGGAAAAAGAAAUAUUUCUAGUGAUUUUGUGGCUCAGGGAGACAGGCAAUAUGUUCAUGGGUACUGUGAAAGUACUUGUGAAGUGACCAAGAUAACCUUGGAAGUGAGGAAUUCAAGUUUAUUUAUUUAUUUUCCAUUUCUCUAGCUUGAAAAUCUGGUCAUCUAGAGGAUUUUGAAACUAAGAUUUGGUUAGCUAGUUUUUGAAAUCACUCACUCAAUUUCCUCCUAAGGUAACCACUGUGUGCAAAUAACAUAACAGAGCAUCUUCAGGAUGUAGACGGUGUUAAGGAAAAGCAAAUUGGUAUUAGGAGACAGCUUCACUUAAUACCUUGCUGCCUUCUAUCUGAAAUUACUUUUAUUCACACUGUACAGGGACUCACAGCUGCUUAAUUCAGCUUUGCAAAAUGUGUUUAUACUUCCUUUUUUAUAUAUGUAAAUGUAAAAUCUUUCCACUGACUUAGCUAAUACAUCAAUUUCAAGGUACUCUCUACCCUGUCGAGUGUUUAAAAGUAAUGGUAAAAAUGCCCAAAGUCCAUUAAUUAAAAAAAAGAAAUUUAAUAAUAGUAGUAAACAUUAUUUUUAAUAUCUAUAAAAAGCAAUGCCAAUAUUUAGCUUGAAAUUAAAUACCUAUUUUCCCUGCUAGAUCUUAUACUUGUAUAUACAGAGAAAACUCGUUGAACAUAAGUAAGAUGGAAAUAGAAAUUUAUACAGGUGUGAGACAAACCAAGAAAACUGAUUUCUAAAGUCACUUAUUCUAACUUUAUUACUCAUUUUUACUGCUAAUCUUUAUAGUACAUAACUUUGGCAAGAAUAAUCUUUUAUUUAAGCUAUUUUUUCCCAUCACCUUGAAUUUAACCAUCAAAAAUUUUUGAUGUCUGAAACUCUUGUAAAUAAUCCAUAAUCAUGCGUAAUCGUAUCAUUUUGAAGUAAAAUAGAACAGCCAGAUUCAUAGAUAGUCUGCACCACUUUGUAUCCUUUUUAUCAUGAAAAGUUACUAUGAAGAAAUGGUGAAUACAUUUUUACGUGCAAUAUUUUAUAGACCUAUGUAUCUGAAGCAUGUUUACACUGGCAUUAGUUAUUUUUUUAAUUAAUAUCCUAAAUAGUAAGUAUGAUAGUACAAGCUGACCAAAAUCCUUAAGAUUACAAAGCCGUUGGAAAAAAAGAAAAAUGUGUAUUCCAAUUUCAACAAUUACACUUUAUUUGAAAGAUGAACCAAACUCCACAGACACUAAAUUAUAAGUCACGCCGUAACCUGGAGGGAAGCCAUUUGGCUGCGGCUGCAGAACCUCGUUGGGAAGCAAAUGAAAGGCACAUGGAAGAAACACACUGGUGCAGUUCCUAUUCCUCCUGCUUGGGAAUUAAAUCCUGUCAUGGUAGUGGUUUCAUGUCUGUCGGGAACUGAAUCCUGGCUCCCAGUUUGUGUAGCUGGUUGGAAAUGAGGAUUGAACUUGCCUCAGUGAGUUUGUGGGGCCCCCACCAGCCUCUGGGGGUCUUUGGUGUUAGUCCUCUAGGUAGAACCGGUUUGACAGGUAGGUGGCCCAUCUAGGGCAUGAUGUGCAGGACGCUAGGCAGCUUAGCUCUCUCUAUCCUCAGUUACUGCCUAACUCUAGUUGUCCUGCCUGACUUGUGACUAACAGAGAUUGGCUCCUGAGGAUUUUGAGUCAUAGAAGGUCCCUUGAGAGAAUGCACCCCUUCGUUUAAGCUAUCAGUUGUGACAGAAUUCAGAACUCUUGGAGCCUGAUAAACAUAGUCCGCUGUAGAGAUGGUUCAUUUACAUACCUGGGGAAUGCCAGGAGGAAGACAGGGACCCAGAACGAAGCAUGGCAUGAAGGCUUCAGAGGUGACCUGUGCCUUCCGGGAACCUCAGCCAAGAGUGGCCCCCUCCCUGGGGGGGGAAGGGCACCUUGCACCUGCCCACAGGCGUCGCUACCUGUGGGCAUUGCAGAGGGCUGUCAUGCACGUGCACACAGGCCCUCUCUGCCCCUUAGAAUAUGGAAACCAAUGGAAAAAGGGGGGAAACUGAAGUCAGGUGAACUUUCCAGCAAUCGGUGCUUCAGCCUCACCUCCACCCGGAGAGCACACCGGCAACGCGCUGGGUGUAUCUGAUUCCCAUUGCCGAUCGCUUUCCUAAUUCACCACGUGCUGUGCGCCUCUGAGGGUCUAUCUGUAUUUCUCGUCAAAGAAUUCUCUUUUUAAAUUCUUGCAGCUAGUUUUUAAGACACAGGAAAAUGGGCAAAUUGUUUUAUAAACUUGGAAGUUUUUAUACAGUAAAUAAAUAACAUGUACUUGUCACCACUGAAACCCCAUUCUUAGAAAUCAAUUCGUGUUUUAUUUAAAUACAUGUGUAGAUAUCUGUGAAGGUUUUCGUGUACCUAUUUACCUUGUCACUAAUAAAACUAAAACUGAAAGACA